Molecule: messenger RNA, 468 nt
Organism: Danaus chrysippus (African queen)
Lineage: Eukaryota; Metazoa; Arthropoda; Insecta; Lepidoptera; Nymphalidae
Source: the annotation of a GenBank genome assembly
AUGAGUGUGUCCGUUGUACACGGACGUCACAUGUUCAUGAGGCACGUUAUAAGAGUCAUAUUAUCGCAAUUCGCAGCCCCGUAUCUUUGGGUCACGACACGUCAUCAGUAUCGUGUCGUGUGGCCGUCCCUUGACCUACAUCAUCCUCGCUCGAGCCGCUCACUCUCCCCGGAGGACGAGUUUCGUUUUCUUCGAUCUCAAACCAGUUCCCGGUCGUGCGUGUUGUCGUUGCCUUCCACAUCUCUUUCCUCAGCGUCUUUAUAUUUUCGCUCUAUUCUUCGUGUUCUGUCGCGUCUUCUAGUAUCUGUCUGUCAUCUCCGCGGCGUCGUGUCGCUCACCCGAUCUCCGUCCAGUGUAUCUCGUUUCGUCCGCUGUCACCUGUCACCUGUCACCUGUCACUGUGUGUGUGUGUGCGUGUCGGCGGGCCCGGGCCGCGUGUCGGUGACGUGUAGUGUGUUGUGGCAGUGA